AUGUCACUGAAUGGGCUCGACAAGCCUUGCUCUGCCGCCAAAUUUAUCACAGACACUCCCACUGUUAUGGCCGCACCCACUACAGCAAAACUCACUUCCCUGGUCAAUUCUACUGAGCCUAUCCCUGUGAUCACGCUUGCAAACACUGCCAAACCCAAGGCCAAACCCAAACCCAAACCCAAGGCAAAUCCUGUUAGUACCAAGUCCAGUGCAGUAACGGAGACAACACAUGUCGCUGCAAAUGAAGGUAACGCGUUGGGUGAUUUGAUUACUAUCAAUAAUAUCGUGCAAAAAGCUACUGCGAGUCAGAUUGGAGCGGCACGUGUAUUGAAGCGCAUUCCAAUCAAAUCCAGGCGGAAUGAUAUUGCUGAUGCAAUCAGGUCAGAUGGCAUGACAUUUGUUGGUAUUGGUAGCAAGGAAAAUCCAAGUGUUUUGGAGGAGGUUGGGGGAACAUCAUUGAAGCGUACUGCUGACUCGACUGCAGAAGGCGUGAUUCCAACAAAAAACAGGAAAAGACGAACGAAGGCGUGA
This is a messenger RNA of Suillus discolor, 531 nucleotides long. RefSeq lists its product as uncharacterized. The coding region runs from base 1 to 531 and encodes 176 amino acids. The transcript has 2 exons. The record is from RefSeq and is a predicted model, not a curated record. Lineage: Eukaryota; Fungi; Basidiomycota; Agaricomycetes; Boletales; Suillaceae.